AUGCUGGUCGCUACACGGAAAGUCUUUUCAGCUGUUCGCACUCAUUCUCGAUCGGCGCACAUCCCUGCCAAGAACGUGCAUCUCACCUUUCCAACUGCUUUUCCGCCAAUCGUCCCUGCUCGGCGAUCCCUUAGCACCAGCUUUCCAGCCAUGUUCGCCCUGACACCCUUCCGUGGCGCUCCCGGCAGUGCGCCCCCAAAGACUUUUUCCAGGCAAGGAGAACUGCCACGUCUGCCAGUUCCAACCUUGGAAGAGACUUUCCCUAGGUACCUCAAGUCUCUUGAACCGGUCUUGAGGCAAAAGGAAGAGCUCGGCCAGCUCGCUUCCGGCGCCACUGCUGCGAGCGAGCUGCAAAAGCGCGCCGAAUGGGCUCAAGAGGCCAUGAAGGAGGGCAGUCUAGCUAGAAAGCUGCAGCAGCGUCUCAUUGGUGAGUGACGGAGCUUGAUAAGCUGGGCGCGCUUGGUGCGAGCGCAGCCCCCAAAUGUCAAUCUGACUUUAAUGACCUUCCUGUUGCGCUCGACGCAGAUGUGGACCGCACAACGCCAGACAAUUGGCUGGACGAUCGAUACUGGCUGCAAAAAGCUUACCACGAAUGGCGCGUCCCGCUACUGGUCAACUCGAACUGGUGGCUCAUGUUCCGCGCAGAUCCGAACACACCAGCUGCAGAUUUGGAGCUGGGCAAAGUGCAGCCGGAGAGGUAUGGAGCGCUGACUCCUUCUGAGGAUUUCAGCGUUGCGCUCGGAGCGAAAGAGUGGAAGGGGCAGCAGUGGGGCAUCAGAAGAGCGACCUGGAUCACUGGCAGACUGCUGGAGUUCAAGAGGAGGCUCGAUCAGUGAGUUUUUUCACCCUUCCCUUGCAUUCGAGACUAAGCGCGUACGGCGAGCAUUGCCGCCUUUGGAAGCUUUCGCUGAGCUUGGUGCUUCAUUGCCUGUCUCAUUGCAGUCAAGAGAUUAUGCCAGACGCAUCUAGAUCGAGUGCUUUCUGCAUGCACCAGUAUACGCGGUGAGCAGAGCCUGUUGCAUUCCACCUGAGCUUUUGCACGCCUGCUUAUGUGAAGAUCAUCCCCUCAGCUUGUUCGGUGUCUCCCGCAUUCCUGCCAUUCCCCACGAUUGGAAUACAGCGACGCCGCAUCCCACAGUGGCUCGCCACGUUUGCGUCAUGGCACGAAACAACUUCUAUCAAGUGGAAGUGCUUGGCCAGGAUGGUGUUACUCGGCCCUUGGAAGAGAUAGAGAAGGCGUUCUCGGACAUUGUGGAGGACGCCAAGAAGGCGGACGGAGACGCAGUUGGCAUCCUCACCGCCGACGAUCGGGACACUUGGGCAAGGGUGAGUAGACUUGUAUUGACCUUGCUUCAAGCGCAAGCUCAUCGAAUUUUGUCAUUCGUCUAGGCCCGUGAACAUCUCCUUGCCAUUUCAAAGGUCAACCGAGCCACCCUUGGUGCCUUGGAAGACUGCUUGUUUGUGGUUUCUUUAGACUCGUCAGUGCUGCCAAACGUGUCAGGACACCCUGAGCCUGUGACGACUGCGACUCCAGCAUCCGUAGAUGCGCACGCGCGCAACAUUGCCGGCGCUGGCCGAGGGGGCCACAACAGAUGGUUCGACAAGGCACUCAGCGUUGUGAUGGAGCCUAACGGUCGAGGUGGUAUCAAUGGCGAGCACUCGCCCUGCGACGCCCUGAUUCCCAGCAUUGUCAUCGACUUCGCCCUCGCUGAGCCAGCUCCCCAGCCUGAUCAACCUUUCCCGAACUCCAUUGCACCUGCUGGACCUGCUGGCGCGACUGCGUCAUGGAAGAAGCUGCAGUGGGAGCUGGACGAUAAGGCGCACGCUUCCAUUGCGAGCUCUGCCGCUGCGGCCAGACAAUUGGUCAGCACGAGCGACAUUGGCAUGUUGUGGUACGACGAAUACGGAGCGGAAUGGAUCAAGAAGGUGGCCAAGCAGAGUCCAGACGCCUUCCUCCAAAUGGCACUGCAACUUGCUUACGCCAACGUGAAAGGGUAUCAGAGUCCUACGUACGAGACCGCCAGCACACGCGUCUUCAAACACGGCAGGACAGACGUGAUCAGAAGCUUCAGCAACGAGGCGUACGAAUUCGUCCGCGCGGUGCGGGAAAAGAAGCCGGUGAGUCGAAGGUGAUGCGUGUCCAAUCACAUCAAGGUGCAUCUGGCGCUGAGUGCAGGCAUGCUCCUCGUUCGCCACUAGGCGUCGGAGAUCUACAGACUUCUCUCGGCUGCCUGCCAGUCCCACAACGCACAAACCAGGGCCGCAUCGACUGGCAAAGGUUUUGAUAGACAUUUGACUGGUCUGCGACUAGCGUACAAUCCAGAGGAGGAUGGAACUCCUGAAGAGGCUUGCGAAGCCGGGGCGCGCAUCCUGCUUGGCGAUGAAUUGCUCGGCGAAAGUCAGACCUGGAAGUUGUCCACAUCCGGUCUCAGCAGCGGCUUGAGAUUCUGCGGAACCGGCUUUGGGUCCGGCUUCGAAGAUGGCGUGGGCACCAACUACCUCGCUGGUGGCCAAUUAUUAAAGUUUGGACUGGAGACCAAGCACUCUCCAAUGAACGCUAAAGACCCGACAGCCACUUUUGCCAAGGCUCUUGUCGAUGCGCUCAGGUCGAUGAAAGAAAUUUGCGAAAAGGAGGCGCCCGCCGCGACGGAAGGUGAGACCAAAGGCAAGCUUUGA
Molecule: messenger RNA, 2676 nt
Organism: Ceraceosorus bombacis
Lineage: Eukaryota; Fungi; Basidiomycota; Exobasidiomycetes; Ceraceosorales; Ceraceosoraceae
Source: the annotation of a GenBank genome assembly